Molecule: messenger RNA, 882 nt
Organism: Suillus subalutaceus
Lineage: Eukaryota; Fungi; Basidiomycota; Agaricomycetes; Boletales; Suillaceae
Exons: 3
Coding region: 199-882 (227 amino acids)
Source: RefSeq, a predicted model, not a curated record
GUCUGUUCGUUCACUACAGGGUUCACAAGCUUUUAAAAGGGGUGAACUUCCUGUAUUCCUUCCAGAGCAUUCAGGGAGCCUCCCAGUCACCACCACUAUCAGAGGUCGUCCAUCGUGAGUUUAUCAAUCUGCAUAUGGCAUUUGCUGCCGUCUAAACAUUCCUAGACGACUUUCAAGUCACUGGGCGACAUUCUUACCAUGAGCGCCUCUGCUGCUGCAACAGACAGCCAUGACCCCCUCAAAGAUCUCGUCCAAGAAGUAUUCAACGAAUAUAUCACCAAUGAAAUGCCCAUUCGUCUACUUCAUAUCACCGAAGAGGAUGGAAAGAUAAAGUUUGAUCUCGUGGACAGGGAUUUCGUCAGGAAGCACUUCAAAAAGAAAAUGGUCCCCGACAACAUUCUCGCCGAUUUUGCUGAAAAGAUGAUCGUGGACGGGGAGGAGAGAGGGAUUGUAUCAGAGAGCGCGUUGUCGAAGGAACCGAAAGAAGUCGCCAAUGGGCCAGGAUGGAAGAAGCUUGAAAGUUUUUGCCAUACAGCGAAGGUUGUCCACAACUGCGAAUUCGCUUGGUCCGACACGUGCUGCAUAGACAAGCCAAGCAGCUCAGAAUUGGAAGAAUCCAUCCGCUCCAUGUUCGCUGGUACAGAAAUUCCCAUACCCUCGCAGCUCUUCCAACUGCAAGAGACGGGCAAAAGUGGUGAAAAGGCAGUCGAUCCUUGGUUCGUACGAGGAUGGACGCUUCAAGAGCUCAUUGCUCCGCUGCAAAUCAAAUUCUACGGAGCAAACUGGAAGCCCUCAUCCAAGGCUCCACGACCGACAGAAACAACAGAGACAGCAAAGUCAUCAUGGAAAAGAUAUCGACGCUCACCGACUCCAUAUGGAUGA